AUGGCUGUCGGGACAGUAUCCAGCCGUCGUAAAUACAGCGAGGACGGCUGCAUGGCUGGACGCUCUCCGGCAGCCCUUGUGGGCUGUGUUGUUUUCAACCUGGUGACCGUUUAUGACGAAUCAGGCAAAACUGGCUUUUCCCCCCCAGUAACAGGUGUGGGUUUGGUGGAAUCUGUUUUAUUUCAAGCUUCAGAAACUGUCCUGUGGCCCAGGCAGAUAGUGUCGUCGGUUGGCCUGUGUCGUUACGGUGGGAGGAUCGACUGCUGCUGGGGCUGGGCUCGCCAGUCCUGGGGACAGUGUCAGCCUUUCUACGUCUUAAGGCAGAGAAUAGCCAGGAUAAGGUGCCAGCUCAAAGCUAUAUGCCAAGCGCGGUGCAAACACGGCGAUUGUAUCGGGCCAAAUAAGUGCAAAUGUCAUCCUGGCUAUGCUGGAAAAACCUGCAAUCAAGACGAACACUUCUCCCCACCUCCUCUUCACCGAGGCAGUGAACAGUCUCUGUUCCAGCCCCCGGAUCAGCAAGCCACAAGUUUACCUUCAAGGGAUCUAAACGAGUGUGGCCUGAAGCCGCGGCCCUGCAAGCACAGGUGCGUGAACACGCACGGCAGCUACAAGUGCUUCUGCCUCAACGGGCACAUGCUCCUGCCGGACGGCUCCUGCUCAGGUGCCCUGACGUGCGCCAUGGCGAACUGCCAGUACGGCUGCGACGCCGCCAAGGGACAGGUUCGCUGCCAGUGCCCGUCUCCUGGCCUGCAGCUGGCGCCUGACGGCAGGACCUGCGUGGACGUCGACGAAUGCGCCACGGGAAGAGCCUCCUGCCCCCGAUUCAGGCAGUGCGUCAACACCUUCGGGAGCUACGUCUGCAAGUGCCCCAAAGGCUUCGACCUCACGUACAUCGGCGGCAAAUACCAGUGUCAUGACGUAGACGAAUGCGCCCUGGGCCGGCACCAAUGCAGCCGCUCUGCGCGGUGCUACAACGUGCACGGCGCCUACACGUGCAAAUGCAAGGACGGGUACCAGGGCGACGGCCUGAGAUGCACGUAUAUCCCAAAAGUCAUGAUCGAACCUUCAGGUCCAGUUCAUGUACCAAAGGGAAACGGUACCAUUUUAAACGGGGACGGAGGACAUAACAAUCGGAUUCCUGACGUUGGGAGUACCAGGGGGCCGCUGAGGACACCGUAUACUCCCGCCGUCGUUACCGACAGACCCACCCCCAAGCCAGCACCCUCGCCCACUCCACCGCCGCCGCCGCCCCUGCCGACAGAGCUCGGGACACCUCCGCCAGCAGCGACCCCAGAAAGGCCGAGCGCCAGACCGACAACUCCAACUCCGGCUCCGGCUGCCAGCCCGUCUCCCCGAGGGGCGACAGUUGACAACAGGGUUCAGACGGAUCCCCCGAAACCCAGAGGAGAUGUGUUCAUUCCGCGGCAGCCUUCAAAUGAUCUGCUUGAAAUGUUCGAAAUAGAAAGAGGAGUCAGUGCAGAAGAAGAAGCAAAGGACGAUCCAGGUGUCCUGAUACACAGCUGUAAUUUCGACAGCGGACUUUGCGGAUGGAUCAGGGAAAAGGACAGCGACUCACACUGGGAACCAGUCAGGGACCCGGCAGGCGGACAGUACCUGACCGUCUCGGCUGCCAAAGCCCCGGGGGGAAGAGCCGCGCGCCUGGUGCUACCCCUCGGCCACCUGCUGCGCUCGGGGGACCUGUGCCUGUCCUUCAGGCACCGGGUGACCGGGCCGCACGCCGGCACGCUGCAGGUGUCCGUGCGGAGACACGGGGCCCACGGCGCGGCCCUGUGGGGGCGAAGCGGCGGCCGCGGCUGGAGGCAGACGCAGCUCACCCUGCGAGGGCCCGAGGCCAAGAGCGUCAUCUUCAAAGGCGAAAAGAGGCGCGGUCACGCCGGGGACAUCGGCCUGGACGACGUGAGCUUGAAGAGAGGCCGCUGCUCUGAAGAGCGCCACCAAGUCCCAAACGCGCAGUGAACGCCUCUACGGCCCCCUCUUCUUCCAGUCCCCAUCUUCUCGCGUCUUCUCCCCUCAUCAGGCCUAGGCGAAGAGCGGGU
Messenger RNA from Propithecus coquereli (Coquerel's sifaka), 2057 nucleotides. RefSeq names its product nephronectin (gene NPNT). The transcript has 15 exons. The coding region runs from base 1 to 1977 and encodes 658 amino acids. Gene Ontology annotation, cellular component: membrane. The record is from RefSeq and is a predicted model, not a curated record. Gene Ontology annotation, molecular function: calcium ion binding. Lineage: Eukaryota; Metazoa; Chordata; Mammalia; Primates; Indriidae.